AUGUCCAAACUCUUCAUUUCAUACAAUAUCGUGCACAAGCUUUGCCAGAAAGCGGCAGACGAAAUCAAGGCUUCGGGUCGUUCCAUCGACCUUAUCAUUGCCAUUGGAGGCGGUGGCUUCAUUCCUGCCAGAAUCCUUAGGUCCUUCUUGAAGGAAGAGGGUAAGAAGAACAUACCCAUCCAGGCCAUUGGGCUCUCGUUGUAUGAGCAAAUGGGGGACGAGGAGAAGAUUGGAAAGGAGGUUGUAAGAACACAGUGGUUGGAUUUUGGCAAUUUGGGCCAGCAUAUGGAUCUGCUUGUGGGGAAGAAUGUGAUUAUUGUGGAUGAGGUGGAUGAUACGAGAACUACGCUUCAUUAUGCGGUGACUGAGCUUCAGCAGGAUGUCAAGGAGCUUGAAGAGAAGUUGGGCAAGCAGGGUCUGACGAAGUUUUCGGUUUUUGUUUUGCACAACAAGAGGAAAGAGAAGAGGGCUCAGCUUCCGGAAGAGUUUAACGAGAAGGGCAGGUACAUUGCUGGUACGGACGUGGAUGAUGUGUGGAUUGCGUACCCGUGGGAUGCCAUUGACAUUGAUGAGCAUACAGAGGCUGCCAAGGAGCAGGGGAAUUACUGA
This is a messenger RNA of Candidozyma haemuli, 609 nucleotides long. RefSeq lists its product as uncharacterized. Gene Ontology annotation, biological process: hypoxanthine metabolic process; XMP salvage; GMP salvage. The record is from RefSeq and is a predicted model, not a curated record. The coding region runs from base 1 to 609 and encodes 202 amino acids. The transcript has a single exon. Gene Ontology annotation, molecular function: hypoxanthine phosphoribosyltransferase activity. Lineage: Eukaryota; Fungi; Ascomycota; Pichiomycetes; Serinales; Metschnikowiaceae. Gene Ontology annotation, cellular component: cytoplasm.